GGCACCAGCUUUCUCAUCUGGGACGUGGGCGGGCAAGAGAAAAUACGCCCACUCUGGAAGUCCUACACCCGCUGUACUGAUGGCAUCGUCUUUGUGGUGGAUUCUGUAGAUUUUGAGAGAGACUAGAGGAGGCAAGAUGUGAACUGUACAAGACGGCAGCACCUGAGAAUGC
Molecule: messenger RNA, 172 nt
Organism: Homarus americanus (American lobster)
Lineage: Eukaryota; Metazoa; Arthropoda; Malacostraca; Decapoda; Nephropidae
Product: ADP-ribosylation factor-like protein 4C
Biological process (GO): intracellular protein transport; vesicle-mediated transport
Cellular component (GO): cytoplasm
Molecular function (GO): GTP binding; GTPase activity
Source: RefSeq, a predicted model, not a curated record